AUGUGGACAAGAUUGAUGAUGCCACAAGAUGUUAUGUCAAAAUAUUCGGUUAAAACUGUUACAAACGGUAAUGUAGAAAAGCAUUUUGAUAACGUAAAAAAUCCUUCGAUGAAAGGUGAAACAAAUAUGAAACUUGGUCGUUUUGUUAAUAAAAUUCAAAUUUACACUGAAGCCGUGUGUAAAGAAAUAAAAGAUAAAAUACCAAGGGUAUUGUACAAACGUAAAAAAAACCAAACACAAAUUCCAUUUAGACAUUUUUUAACAUACCAUAAUUAUGCAUUAUUGAGUUCACAGUCUAAUAAAAAAUGUAAGCAGAGUAGCUCAGAAUGGGAUGAUGGUAAAACAUUUUACAAUGGUCACUCAGGGAAUAUCUUUGUUGAAGAACAAUGGAACAAACGAUCAAAAAGAGUUCAAAGUCAUUUUAGUCAUACUAAUAUUCAACGGUUGAGUUAUGACUGGCAGUAUAAAAGUACUGAAAAAGUUGUUCAAUAUGAUGAUGAUCAAAAUGGACAGGAUAAAAUAUUAAACUUACCUCGAUAUUCCAACCACUUGUUCACUGAUAUUAAAUAUUAUUCUCCCUGUUUAAGUGAACAGUAUGUAGUUGGUGUGUAUUCGGGUGAAGGCUAUAAGUGUGUGAGUGUGACUCUGUAUGGUGAAAAUGUUCGUAAAUUGCAAAACAACACCUGGUUAAAUGGAACUGUGAUUGACGCACUGCUAUUGACUUAUGUGAAUAAUGAAAUUGGUUAUAUUCCUGCGGAAAUUAGCAAUACAAUUCGGUCAAGUACCAAAGUUAAAAUAGCCAAAUUUGAUUAG
Molecule: messenger RNA, 813 nt
Organism: Macrosiphum euphorbiae (potato aphid)
Lineage: Eukaryota; Metazoa; Arthropoda; Insecta; Hemiptera; Aphididae
Source: the annotation of a GenBank genome assembly